Messenger RNA from Penicillium atrosanguineum, 1266 nucleotides. RefSeq lists its product as uncharacterized. Gene Ontology annotation, molecular function: hydrolase activity, acting on ester bonds. Gene Ontology annotation, biological process: phospholipid catabolic process. Lineage: Eukaryota; Fungi; Ascomycota; Eurotiomycetes; Eurotiales; Aspergillaceae. The transcript has 5 exons. Bases 1 to 1266 code for a protein of 421 amino acids. The record is from RefSeq and is a predicted model, not a curated record.
AUGUUUACGAAACAGACUCUCGCCGCCUUCAUUGGCGCCCUGUCUCUGGCUUCUGCCAAAACCAUCCCCGCCUCUGCUUCCAUGCCCAGUUUGGCGGAGAUUGAGAAGGCUGCCGCAACCGCGUUGCCUUAUUCUCCCGUUUCCAACGUGAAGGGCCUGGCCUUUGAUCGAUUCCACCAGAUCUGGUUCGAGAACCAGGACUACAAAACCGCUGCCGAUGACAAGAACUUUGAAAAGAUUGCGAAGGAGGGUAUUCUCCUGACCAACUACUUUGCCACCACCCACCCUUCGCAGCCUAACUAUGUUGCGUCUGCUAGUGGUGACAACUUUGGUAUGGACAACGACGAUUUCAAACAAAUCCCGGCCAAUGUUUCUACCAUCGCCGAUCUGUUCGAUACCAAGAACAUUGCGUGGGGCCAGUACCAGCAAGCUCUCCCAUACGCUGGCUACCAGGGUUACAACUUCUCCAACCAGGAGACUUACGCGAACAACUACAUGCGCAAGCACGACCCUCUCAUCAUUUUCGAAUCCGUCACCAACGAUGCCGUCCGUCCUCGCCAGAUCAAGAACUUCACUUCGUUCUACGAUGACCUGAAGCACGAGCGCCUGCCGCAGUACUCCUUCAUCACCCCUAACAUGACCAACGAUUGCCACGAUACCAAUAUCACCGCCGGUGGCGAUUUCCUCGCAGAUUUCAUUCCUUCCCUCUUGGAAAACGAGUACUUCACCAAGGACACUCUUGUCUUGGUUACCUUCGAUGAGACCGGCAACUACACCGAGUCCAACCGUGUCUUCAGCAUUCUUCUUGGUGGUGCCAUUCCCGAACAUCUCAAGGGAACCACUGACGACACUUUUUACACUCAUUACUCCGUCAUUGCCUCCCUUAGCGCCAACUGGGGUCUUCCCUCCCUCGGCCGCUGGGACUGCGGUGCCAACAUCCUGAAGCUCGUUGCUGAGAAGACUGGAUUCGUCAACUGGGAGGUCGACCUUACCGCCGUUCCCAACCUGCUCAAUGAGACCUACCCCGGUCCCUUGUCGGAAAACGACUACUCCGACUACGAGCCCUUCUGGCCUAUCCCUGCUACCGAGGAGCAGUGCACUGCUGGUCAUGGCGUUGUCGAUGUUGUCAAGGAGACCUACGACCGCCGCAUGCCGUCCUACAACUACAUCAGCCCCGUUCCCUAUGAUAUUCGCAGUGGCUACAACACUGGCAUCAAGUACUGGCGUACUAAGGACGGCAAGAAGGAGAUGGGUAUUACUAACUAG